Molecule: messenger RNA, 1092 nt
Organism: Gordionus sp. m RMFG-2023
Lineage: Eukaryota; Metazoa; Nematomorpha; Gordioida; Chordodea; Parachordodidae
Product: cleavage stimulation factor subunit 1-like
Exons: 10
Coding region: 1-1092 (363 amino acids)
Biological process (GO): mRNA 3'-end processing
Cellular component (GO): mRNA cleavage stimulating factor complex
Molecular function (GO): RNA binding; protein binding
Source: RefSeq, a predicted model, not a curated record
AUGUCAAAAUCUUACUCAAAAAACUCAUACAAGAGUAGGGAAGAAUUGUAUAAUUUGAUAGUAAGUCAAUUAUUUUAUGAUGGUUAUCAAACAGUUGCUACAAGUCUUACAUCUUUAUUAAAUUUUCCUGUAAUUUGCACUCCCUCUGAUAAGUUAGCUAACCUUGUAACAAAAAAUUAUGAAGAAAGAAAUAUAAAUAAUUACGAUAUUUAUACAUCAGCAGACUGUUUAGAUUUUGAAGAAGAAUUUUAUGGGAAAACAUCUUCUCCAGAACCAGGAUUAUAUGAAACAAAAUAUUUAACAGCUCAUAAAGGCCCUUGUAGAGUAGUACAUUUUAGUCCUGAUGGUGACUUAAUAGCAACUGGUUCAUUAGACACAUCCAUUAAAAUUUUAAAUGUAGAUAAGAUAAUGAUGAGGAGUGCCCCAAACACUCAGGAAAUACUCCAGCAAAAUUCAGAGAACCAUCCAGUUAUUAGAACAUUAUAUGAUCAUAUUGGGGAAGUAACAUCUUUGCAAUUUCACCCAACUGCUCCUAUCAUUAUAUCUGGUAGCAAAGAUUGUACAAUUAAAGUAUUUGAUUAUUCUAAACCAACCUUAAAAAAGGCCAUUAAAUAUAUACAAGAAUGUGAACCUGUAAACACCAUAUCAUUACAUACCUCUGGAGAUUAUAUUUUGGUUGGAACUAAUCACCCUACUUUGAGACUUUAUAAUCUUGCAACAUCUCAAUGUUACGUUUCACCUCAACCAUUGGACCAACACACACAAGCAUUAAAUUCUAUCAUGUACAACUACGAAAGCAGGAUAUAUGUUACCUCUGCUGAUGAUGGAGACAUUAAGAUAUGGGAUGGGAUUAGCAAUCGUUGUAUAAAUCACUUUCCCAGAGCUCAUGAAGGCUUUCCCGUUAUUUCAGCUUAUUUUAGCAAAAAUGGAAAGUAUAUCCUAUCAACAGCCAGGGACGGCAGUAUAAAGCUAUGGGAAUUAAGCGCCAGUCGAUGUUUAAUAGCGUACAGUGGAGUAGUAUGUAAUAGUGGUUCGCCUGAUUUUGGAUCUCCUGCCGUAUUUAACCAUACCGAAGACUUUAGUUUAUAUUAA